Molecule: messenger RNA, 2670 nt
Organism: Brienomyrus brachyistius
Lineage: Eukaryota; Metazoa; Chordata; Actinopteri; Osteoglossiformes; Mormyridae
Gene: xndc1n
Product: xrcc1 N-terminal domain containing 1
Exons: 9
Coding region: 1111-2316 (401 amino acids)
Biological process (GO): single strand break repair; base-excision repair
Cellular component (GO): nucleus
Molecular function (GO): damaged DNA binding
Source: RefSeq, a predicted model, not a curated record
CCUACAGCCAUUAACGAAGCCAGUUUUUAACGCUCAUUAGUGUGUUUAGCAAAACCAAUGCUCUUUCAUGAAUUGUAAUUACUCGCUUCAAAUAUUAAAAUAACUGUUUAAUCAGCAAGCCCAGAUGAUUUGGAAAUUUAAGCUUCUGUGGACUAACAGGUCUUGUUAAGGGGGGGGUACAGAGGACGCUAGACUUGAGUAUUCAGGAAUGUCGGUCCAUCACAGGAAGCAUACACGCACACACACAUGGUGUACUGGGGGCAGUUAAAGACGCCACUUAGCUUACUUGCGUAUGUUGGAUGGCACAGAAGAGACAAAAGAAAAUAUUUUUUCCCGUUUGGUAUAAAAAUGUUUCUGACUGAAUAUUACUGUUAUUUUCGCCUUUUCAUCUGUAUAUUCAAUUGUAUCUUAAUUUGAGUUCCAUUAUCAUUUAUGUCCCAUCUUGUCUGCAGUUGUUAUAUUUAGUAAUGAAUGUAACACUAAAAUAGUGAAAAUAAAAAAAGGAAAGAAACUGGAACAAGGGGGGUCAACCAGGCUAAUGAGGUGUACUGUGCUGCGGCUUGCAGGAAAAAAAAAUACGUUUACAAUGAUGAGACACAAGCACAAGUAAACAGCUUCCAUCCAUCUUCCAACCCAGAGACGGGGCUGCGGUCACUAAGCCUAACUAUGUUUUUCGGCUGCGGGAGCAAACUACCCGAAGGAAACCCGACAUCAUGGGGAGAAAACCCCCACUUUAAAACUUAAAUCAAAUUUAAUGACUUGAAUAUAAAAUAAAAUACGCAUUUAUGUAGCAAAUAGAAAUGUUUGGUCGCCUUCUGUAAAUUGACAUUUGUGUAAUCUAUGUAUAAUGUUUCAUUUAAUGAAAGCCCGGUGUAUUUGUAACCCUAACUACAUGUCCCAUAAGGCUCGCGGAAUAUAUGGGGCGUGUCCUUCGGCCAGCAGCGGGAAAAUGGAAAAUGUCUGUAUCCUGUAGUCAUUCCAAAUGUUGGGCAGACGGAAUUACAGUAAUUCGUAGAUUGAACUGAACAUUUUCAUUAUUUUCUUACAAGUUAUGCUGUGGCACGGAAAGCCAAGGGUUUGUGCAGAUCGGCUCACUAGUUUGACAGAUUGAUGGUGUCGAUGUACAUUCAUAUGGCUCCUGUAAAUAUUAAAUACGUUGUUUCAUUCACCUCUCAGGACUCGAAAAACGGCGUGGAGAAUCUGUGCGCCGUAUCAGACUCCCCGAGGCCCUGGCUGUGCAGCGCCCAGGACCGGAGCGGCGUGAUGAAGGCGGAGCUCCAGUUAGUCCGCGCUGCACUGAUUGGUUACAUUGACGUGGGUAACUGCGGCUCUGCCUUCAUUCAGAUAGACGUGGGCCGUUCCUCCUGGCCUGUGGACCAUCCAUAUGUCACGCUGCUGCCCACGGCGACACUGAUGAGCCCUGGAGAUUCUAGGCAGGGCACUGGGAGGACAGGGGUGCGGAUGUUCAAGAAAGAUGACUUCCUCCCUGCAGGGAGGGAGGCACCCUGGGACCGAGUGCGUGUGACCUGUCAGCAGCCCUUCAAUAGGCAUGCCCAGUUCGGUCUGUCUUUUCUGCACAUCCGCACCUGCCUGGCAGAAACAGAGCCCAGAGACAACGUGGAAUCGAAAACCCCAGAGCAGAUGACAUCGAAAGUGAGAGAGUGGCUGUCGAGCCCAGCAGUGCAAAGGACCUUCUUUGGACGGACAACAAGGGAGGCCGUUUCAGAAAAGGGGGCCCAGAAAUCCAGGGCGGGGCUGAGUUGGGUGGCCCGGAAGGUCGUCACGGCAGCCGCGUCCUCCAAGCACCUGCUCCCCAAGGAGCAGAGCCAGACCAGCUGCGGGGAUAAUGUGCCCAAGACCAGUGAGAAUCAUACCAGGAGACACUUGGAAAGGAAGUCAGUCACUAAAAAAAGGCCAGCUCACAGCCACGCCCCUCCCUCCACGAAGAAGGGCAGGGCUGCGGCUCGGACGGGGUCCGUCCCAGCAGGCUCCAGUGCCAGCGGAACCCUUGCCUGUCCACAGACUGAAUGUGGGGACAGCGAGUCUCCAGAGACAAUCUGCCCUUUAUGUGGAGGGUAUUUCACCAGUGAGUACCUGCCCAUGCAUGCCUCCUCGUGCCAGGGAGAGGAGGAGUGGCCAUUGACCCAGGUUACCAUGGCAACGAGCACCACCUCUUCCCCCAGCCCCUCCUUCAGUCCCCAAGUGGACCUGGUGCCCUGCCCACUAUGCUCCUUCAGGUUCCCCCCGGGCCAGAUCCAGCAGCACGCCAGCAGCUGCAGUGACCCCGACCAGCCCCAGUGGGAGUGGCUGGACUGACUUUCUGUUGUCGCCCCUGGCAAGUUCACCCCAGCGAUCUGGUGUGAGCAGUGCCGGAAGCCGAGGGGGCAGCCGUUUGGCACUGGAUGCGGAUCAUCAUGGUCUCUCCAUCCCGGAGAAAGAACUUAUUUUUCAUGGGCAUCAAAAAAAUUAACUGUUCUGUGGGCGGAUUCUCUCCAGCUGUGCAUUUAACUUUUGUCUUUUUCACUUUUACCCUUUGUGUCUUGUGCUGUAAACACAUUCUCUUUUCUCCAUUUUAUAUACAACAGUGGCUUUCAUCCAAAAUUAAUUUUCUGUCUUGAUUACCUGUAAUAUCUGUGCCAAUAAGAGCCAACAGUUUUUUCUUUUUGUCAA